Molecule: messenger RNA, 2398 nt
Organism: Cuscuta campestris
Lineage: Eukaryota; Viridiplantae; Streptophyta; Magnoliopsida; Solanales; Convolvulaceae
Source: the annotation of a GenBank genome assembly
GCUUCAUCGUCGUCUUCCUCGCAAACCCCAUUCUUAUUGCUAAUUCUCUGUACAUUUACAUGCUUCAACCAAACAUCGAUUAAUUUUUAAUCAACGAAACGGCAGUGAUAGGGUUUUGUUUUAGAUAGAUAUCGUGUCAGGCAGUUCGAAGUAAUGAAUCUCUGCCUCUGAGGGAAGAAGCGCCGGCGGGAAGGAAAGAUGCUAGCAAACGGGAGAUAUCAUUUCAGGGAUUUCUCAUCCAAAUUCUUCAACCGAUUUCGUUAUUCCCAUUUCCGUCUCUCUGCGGGCAAAUCCAAUGCAUAUUGUUCUAUCAAGGCACUUCAUGAUGUUGGACAGCCUACUGCUGCCACUCAUCCUCAGUUACUAAAGGAAGGUGAGAUUACUCCUGGCAUUACUAGUCAAGAAUAUGACAUGAGAAGGAAGAGAUUACUAGAGCUUCUACCCAAGAAAAGUUUGGCCAUAUUUGCAUCUGCUCCGAUAAAAAUGAUGACUGAUGUUGUACCUUAUGCGUACCGGCAAGAUGCUGAUUACUUAUAUAUAACUGGCUGUCAGCAACCUGGUGGCAUAGCAGUCUUAGGUCACAAUUGUGGUUUAUGCAUGUUCAUGCCGGAAGGCAAUGUUCAUGAUGUGAUCUGGCACGGAGAAGUUGCCGGGGUGGAUGCUGCUCUACAGAUAUUCAAGGCUGAUCAGGCUUACCCUAUUAACAGAUUAGAGAAGAUACUCCCUACGAUGAUUCAAAGUUGUUCUAAUGUAUUCCACAAUGUUAAGACUGCUACAUCAACAUAUAUGGACCUAGAACCAUUUAGAAAAGCACAUCAGAGUGGUGUGGUAAAAGAUUUAUCCAUUUACACUCAUGAAGCACGAUUGGUCAAAUCACCUGCUGAGCUUAAAUUAAUGCGAGACUCUGCAUCUAUUGCUUGCCAGGCUCUUAUAAAAACAAUGUUGCAUUCAAAGAUAUAUCCUCAUGAGGGUAUGCUCUCAGCAAAGUUUGAAUAUGAAUGCAAGAUGGAAGGUGCUCAACGGAUGACGUUCAAUCCAGUGGUUGGUGGUGGGCGUAAUGGCUGUAUUAUUCAUUAUGCUCAGAAUGAUCAAAAGAUUGAAGAUGGUAACCUUGUUUUGAUGGAUGUUGGGUGUGAGCUGCAUGGUUAUGUUAGUGAUCUUACUCGGACCUGGCCACCGUGUGGCCACUUUUCUCCCGUUCAUGAAGAACUUUAUCAUAUUAUUUUAGAGACAAACAAGGAGUGCAUCGAUAUGUGUAGACCUGGCACAAGCAUUGAAGAAAUACACAACUACUCGGUUAAAAAGAUGUGGAAAGCAUUCAAAGAAAUUGGACUACUUAAAGAUGAUAAGCCUGAAAGAUAUUACUUUUUAAAUCCAACCAAUAUAGGUCAUUAUCUAGGAAUGGAUGUCCAUGAUUGUGCUACUGUGAACAACAAGAGGACUUUGAACCCUGGUGUUGUUAUCACAAUUGAACCAGGGGUUUACAUUCCCUCUAAUUCUGAUGUUCCCAAAAGGUAUCAAGGCAUUGGGAUACGAAUUGAAGAUGAAGUCCUCAUCACAGAAACAGGCUGCGAGGUACUCACAGGAUCACUACCCAAGGAGAUCAAGCACAUUGAAUCCCUUCUGAACAAUUUUAACAAUGGAAUGGAAUCUCAUUAACUUCACAAAAGCCUGCAUCUUUUAGUUAGUGUUUCCUAGACGCUUUGUGCUUGAAGACAUCAAUGUGCAACAAAGGCUGUUUGGGAUGACUUUUGGAACAGAUAUGAGAAGAGGCAACUGUAUUCUUGAUGUUUUCACUUCAAUGGUAAUAUCUCCCUCUCCCAACCACUUUGGAAAUGGUCCAUUUCACUCGUGGUCCUUUUAGCAUGGGAUGAUGAAAUGUUUCCCUUCUUCUUGGAUGGGAAACCACACAUUUGGUUUGUGGCAUUUAUUAUUCCCAAAAUGUGACAUCUUGGGUUACUCGUGGAUUUGCCAACACUAUGCUUGGUUCAAGAAAUUUAAGAGGGAAUAGAAAAGAAAUUGAAAAGGAAAACAUUUUUCUUGUUUGGUUAGAGAGGAAAAGAAAAGAAAAAUGGAAGGAAAAGAAAAUGACAAGGCAAAAUGUACUAACAGUAGAAAAAACCAAACUUCUUCCAUUUUCGUGAGGAAAAUGAGGGAAAAAUAUUUUUUUUCCUUCCAAAUUUCUUGAACCAAACAGUGUAAAGGGAAAAGAGAAAGAAAAGUUCUGCGAGGGGAGGGCAAAGAAUAUGUUAUUAGCAAAAAAUAUAGUCCUUGAAUUUUGUUUUGGAUUUGAACAUUAACGGUUGAGUCUAUAUUUUAGUCCAAAAAUGGGAUUUGUCCAUGUUGAUUUUUGCUUUCCUAGAAUUGAAUUUGAGAUUAAUAUAUUUUGUUAGGAGUA